Molecule: messenger RNA, 1045 nt
Organism: Uranotaenia lowii
Lineage: Eukaryota; Metazoa; Arthropoda; Insecta; Diptera; Culicidae
Gene: beag
Product: protein Red
Exons: 4
Coding region: 16-933 (305 amino acids)
Biological process (GO): mRNA splicing, via spliceosome
Cellular component (GO): nucleus
Source: RefSeq, a predicted model, not a curated record
ACCAAAUAAAUCAUUAUGAACAUUAAUAUCACCUUCCGAUACCCUAUUUCUGUCUGCCUUUAUCCGAAUAGCUCUCGCCAUGUUGAACGCAACGAAAUGUUUGCUCCGGGUCGGAUGGCUUACCACAUUGAGCUGGAAGAUGAAAACGCCGAGACGGACAUCCCCACGACGGUAAUCCGAUCGAAGGCGGAAGUUCCUCUCGUUGCUGGGGACACCCAAACAUUGACAACCAAUGACAUCGUUAUCAACAAGUUGGCCCAAAUCCUAUCCUACCUUCGCCAGGGUGGGCGUGGCAAGAAAAAUAAACGCCGGGACAAGGAUAAGCCGUUGUUCAAACUUCCGGAAGAUAAAAACAUGGAUGACUCAAUAUAUGGGGACAUUGGAGAGUACAAACCCACUAGACGUUAUGAAGCAUCGUCUUCGAAGCAGGAUGAUAGUCAGUCUAAACAUAGAUACUUCGAUAAACCAAGCGAACAAGAGGAGCGAGAAAUCGGAACAAUUCAAAUUCCAGCUCCACCAAAACUGUCUGCCCAAUUGAUCACUAAGCUAACUGCAGAACCAGAAGGAUACGCCGAAUGUUAUCCUGGGUUGCAGGAAAUGAACGAUGCUAUCGAUGAUUCUGACGAUGAAGUAGACUACACAAAGAUGGAUCUGGGCAACAAGAAAGGACCUAUUGGGCGAUGGGAUUUCGACACUCAGGAAGAGUAUUCUGAUUAUAUGAGCAGCAAGGAAGCUUUACCGAAAGCCGCUUUUCAGUAUGGUGUUAAAAUGCAGGACGGACGUAAAACACGGAAACACAAAACGGAGAAAAACGAAAAAGCAGAAUUGGACCGGGAAUGGCAACAAAUUCAGAAUAUCAUUCACAAACGCAAAGCCAAAGAGGGUGGCAGCAGCAACAGCGAUGUUGAUUUCAAGAAAGCUAAACAUCAAUAAAGUUGUAUUAAUUAUGACAUUAUAUUCUCCAUGUUUAUUGGCUUAAAUUUCUACGGUUGAUGCAGAAUGGGUUGCAUUAUAAAGCAAAUUUCAAUAAAUAAACUAUAGUGGA